Porites evermanni is the source of this 7014-nucleotide messenger RNA. Lineage: Eukaryota; Metazoa; Cnidaria; Anthozoa; Scleractinia; Poritidae. The record is from the annotation of a GenBank genome assembly.
GGAUUUGAUAGAGUGCCUAGAAAACAAGUAACCGCCAAGAAAAUUGAACGGUUUUUUCUUCAAAGCGGAAGCAGAAGAAGAUAUCGAAGAAGUCUCGACCAAACCAAAUAUGACGUUGUUCUUGUGUUUGACGCUUCUAAUUCAAUUCGCAAACGCGACUUUGACCGAGGCGUUGAAGCUCUGAAGACUCUAAUCAGCAAAGCACGACCGGAUACUCACUACGCAGCCAUAACGUUCUCGGAUAAAGCCACGGUCUCUUUUGAUUUCACCGAUCCUUCGACAGCGAAACACUAUCUGCGCAGUAGAGUAAAGUUUAUCGGCGACAAGACAAACACCCAAGAAGCAUUCUUAAAAUGCCGAACUGAACUCUUUCAGAACAAAAAUUCCAAGCUUCGUCCAGGAGCUAAAAAGCGCGUUCUUCUACUCACCGAUGGGAGCUCCAAUGUAAACGUUCACUUCACCUUGUUUCGUGCAUUUCAACUCAAAAUGCUCGGCGUGGAAAUGUUCGUAAUUGGUGUUGGAAACUACAUGCCUGGGAUCCAGGAGCUGGUUGGUAUUGCCAGUACUACUAAUAGACACCUGUUUCGAGUUCGAAACACCAUGUCACUAUUGGACAUUACUCGGCUUAUUCCACCCUGGAGAUACCUUCAUCAACACCAGCGCCCCUGGGUUAUGGAACGUUACCAAUAUGGUGAGGACAUCAAUACCUGAUCCAUGUCUUUUUGUCCUCUGAAAUACCUUCGCGGGACGAAACUGUUUUGGUUUGCGAGUAUUUAAUUAAGCCUAGCUUACUGUCUUGUUAUACAUCUACACUUGACCUAGAAAAGGAAUGUGGCACGUAGAGUUGUAGGCGGCCAAACACUUAAUUCCAUCCAAUAAAAUGACGUUACGUUGGACACCUUGACCAGGGACCAACUCUAGGUGUCCCUCUAGACAGCUGUCUGCAUUAUAGAAAUUAAAGUGAAAGGGUGUCUAGAUGUGCGGUUAAGGGUGAUGUCUGUUUUACCAAAGAGUCCAAAACGAGAUAACUAACUGCAUAAGCUCUUACUAACAGGCUAAAGACCGAAGUGCGCUCGGGCGCCAAAAAAAACAAAAACAACCGAAAAGAAAAACACGCAAACAAACAAACAAACAGAAAAAAGUAGGUUCUGCUUCUUACAGUUCGGACAGAUAAAACGGUUAAGUAAGCAUGAUAGGGGUUGUAAAGACCAGCGGUGGCAUUUGGCUUAUAUAGAUCCAUUAUUGUGGUGAACUUGUACUAAGAGAUAAGUCGGCCUAAGUUACAAGUCUAAAAGUUGUUUGUACUCGACAGUAAGCCUAACCUGCGUAGCAGGCGCUUGGAUGUAGUGGGUGAAAGAGAGAACGGGCGCGUGCGAGCGAGACACGCGGGGCCAAGCGCCUGCUACGCAGGCUACAGUAAGCCUGGUGGCUUUGCCUUAGCGGAGAACAAAGUUACAAAAGUAAGGUUUGCACACAGAGGUUUAAUAACUGAAAGCACUACAAUCAUGAUGACAACCAAACGCAUUUGCUUACGUACCAAAAUUCUGUGAAUUCUCUAAACGUCUGUUAAACUACUUAUUAGUAAUUACAAAAAAGUGACCUAAAAACAAAUCCCCAAAGCAAUAGAACAGUUGAAAGACAAAGUUGACUAAAUAAGCACACUGCAAUUCAAAACAUGCUUCCACACGUAACCUUCUAAAAGCUUGGGCUGACAGUGCACCCUAUUUCCGAACCCCCUACGUUUUAGUAUGUUAUCUUUGUUAACAAGUAUACACUAUAAUAAUGGCAACCUUGCUAUCCAAGGGGGGGGGGGGGGGGUUAAUUUAGGGGGGGGUUUAAAUUUUCCGGUUUCCCCAAUCCUGACCCUUUUUCACACCAAAAAAUGUUAUGUUUCACCCGUUUUAAAAACCGGCCCCUAAAAUCCAAACCCAUUUUCAGGCCUGAAAUUACUUAGAUUAGACCCCAAAAAAAAAAUAUCUUAAAAACCAUUUACACAACACACAAACACAACACCCCACCCCUCCCUCUCAUUAAAGACGCGGGUGUGGCCCCCCCUCCUUCUCCCCCCCCCCCCUUUGUUUUUUUUUUUUUUUUUUAUAAAAAAAUAAAAAAAAAAAUAAACGCCACUUUUCCAGGGGGGGGGGGGGGGGGGGGGGGUUAAUCUAGGUGGGAGUGUAUAGUUUCCGGUUUCCCCAAUCCUGACGCUAUUUCAGACCAAAAAAUGUCAUGUUUCACCCGUUUUCAAAACCGGCCUCUAAAAUCCAGACCCGUUUUCAGGCCUGAAAUUACUUAGAUUAGACGCCAACAAAAAGAUUUCUUAAAAUCCAUUUUCGAAUUUCCAUUAAUCAUUCUUUCUAAUUCAUUUGGAACUGAAAUGGCAAAUACGCCCAUAAUACACACUCUGGUACUUCACUCAAAAACUAAUUACCAGAUUCCAGACCAAACUGAACAAAGUCUAUACCCGUUUUCAGACCGAAACGGCGGAAAAAUCCUACACUUUGGGGCGGUACAUACCUAUAUGUCUUAUAUAUGGAGUACACCCCCCCCCCCCCUUUCCCACCCCGAGGACAGUAUUGCAAUGAUGGGUUGAUAGGGUAAUUUUCGCAAUACAGAAGGUUAAUUGCAGCCAGAACCGCUUGAGCGUCGAAGUUCAAUAUAAUCCUGAUAGGGAGACAGGCAAUCAAUUAAGGGGAAAAGGAACGUUUUACAGCAAAAAGUCAAAAGGGAUCAAGUGGCUGCAUCAUUAACCUGUAGAUUUUUACGAUUUUAAGCUUUCUUGUUUAAAGGAAAUCUUUUGCCAUUACGUAAUACAACAUAUGUAUGAGCUCCUCGAGAGUGUAACCUUCAAAGCCUCAAAUCAAUUUAGGUAACUUUUUGCAAAGGGACGUGAGGUUUAAAUUUUAUCAGUUUUAAAGUUUAAGUCUGUAGAAACCGCUACUGAAGCGAAGCAAGUUAUAGACCAUGAUAACAGUGAUAUCACGACAAGUAAAAACCUGGUGAAAUGAACAGCCGUGAAAACAAUGAAGCAAAUCAAAUUAAACGGACGACUUCAACCGAAAGCGUAGGUGCAACAUAUAAAGGGGAGCAGUUGCCAAAAACAUUACUAAUCAAAUUAAAAAAUUUAACCUCAAAUGCAAGCGAAGUAUAAAAUUUCUUUAAGACAAGUGAUUAUGAUGAAAAGGCAGUUAUAAAUACUACAAUUAAAACUGAUAUAAACAAAAAGUGCAGCAAAACAAUGAAAUACAUCCAUGCAUUUUCCUUUGAUAAAAACAAACAACAAAGAUCGAAAAUUCUAGAAAGGCUUUGGUGCCGAGAUAAUAAGAAAAACGGUAUUAGUUGCUAUAGGCACCUUGAUAUGCGAACGACAUAGGCUUUUGUUGAAAAGUAAACAGCAGUGGAACUUUUCUGUAGAAUAAGGCCGAUACGGUACAACAGAGAUAGAAAACGAAGCAUGAAAGUGUUGUGUGGCCUUUCUAAGUAAGCUCCGGAAAUUUCUUUGUCACUGGUUUUAAUAAACAUCCGUUUCUCUUGGAGUCUGUUCAACAGUAUUUUAUUCCCGCUUUAAAUAGGGCUCUCCUUUUCUCGAAAGUUUGUCUUUCCUUUUCCUUCGAAGAGGUCAAAUUCGAGAUAGUGCCUAUUAUCUGUAUUCUCUCAGCACAUUAAAAGACGUUUUUAUCUUUAUCUUUCCUCGAGUAAUUUGGACGCUCUCUCUCUUUCUCUAAACCUACACACUACAGAACGGAUACUUCACAUAAAAGGACACCUAGAAUUGGUCUCUGCUGUUCUUUAGUCAUUUUCUUUUAUCUCUAUAAGAUUGACUUUUAGGGCAACUUUAGGAUUCUUGACUGUAUUUGAACGUCGAAUUUGUUUUAAUCAUUUUAUUUCAGCUGGUACUCGAAGGUCACACGGAUAUGCACUUUGACUGUACUCUAAUCUCUCGAAAAUUCUGAGAAAGGAAGUUUCUAAAAGCUUACUGAGGCAGAUCGUCAGCCUAACUCCUGCCAUGUGUCAUAGCUCAAAACUCCAAACCAUUGUUUAACACCCCCUAGGUCUCCUCAAUACGUUUUACUAUAAACAUAAUUGGUUCCAGAAGUGUCGAAAGAAACGAUAAAAGGCUUUGCGUAAAUCACAAGGAGAUAAAUUCAUUAAACCUCAAGUACUCGGCCAUUCUACUGAAGACACCUCCAAUUCACUAAAUAGUCUUGGAACACAGCCUCGAAAUGUGGAGGACACUGUUGCAUGUGGCAGUCAUGUUCGUUUUAUGGUGGGAGUGUUCCGGCUUUAUCUGGGAGCGGAACAAGAUCGUAAACUCGGAUCCAUGGGAAAGUAAGUGAUGCCUUCAGAAACCGAACUGACAGCACCCAAAUCCACAAGUUGACACAAAAUUCGAGUUUCCUUCUUACAUUACUUUUAGCUUUAGAGGAAAAAAGUACAACACAAACGUAUCAACAGACGUUAACUAAGAAUUGAACGAAUUUCAUUAUAGGAUUUCUUUUGGUUAUGAAAGGGUGCAAAUGUUGAAGCCACCUAAACCUUUUCAGGUCUUCAUGCUUUUAAAAAUUUUCAGAUUUAGAGACUACCUCUGAUUCUCUCUCUCAGGUUCGGUUUCACACAAAUCGUUUAACAAGUGAUAACUCACACUUGUUGCCUUUUUCAAUAAUUCAGCCGUAAAGUUAGGUAGCCCUCGUAGCAUGGCGGUUUUGGUUGGGCGCGCAAAGUAAAUAACGGCGGGCGAGGGCAGAGAAAUCGUGAGGACGUUCGCCCGCGUUUUGCGCGCGUUUUUGCGUCUUCGCCGCUUAGUCGUGCUCCCGGUAAAACUGCCAUGCUAUGCAGGCUAAAAGUUAAGCAAACGGAGGUUUUCUGGUAGCUUUCAGUCAUUGCAGCACUGAUAUUCGUCAGAAAAGCUUCACAGCGGCUUCAAGCAGCGAUAAUACAAACCGGGUUUUUGCAAUUAAAAUUAAGACACUGCAGACAAGACCAAACACGACGUAGGAUCAUUGACCUUAAAAAAAGAAUUCAAAAAAGGACUUAGCAUAUCUUUUGUUAGCUGUUUGGAUAAACAAAGUUUUGUUUUGUCGAAGCUUGACACAGCAUGCUAGCUAUUAAGACCAACAAAACUAUUCAAUUAAACUCACUUAAAGAGAAAACCAACUGCGUGUAGUAAAGACAGACAAAAUUAUCUCUAUUGAAUACCUUUUCAUUUUAAUUAAAACAAAAACAGACUCCAUGGUGACAUCUUUAGAGUACAAUGAUAAAUUACUUAGGACAUUUCAAACUUUGCUUCUCGACUAAGAGUCAAAGAGGACAAGUUUAGAAGUCUCACUAAAGGGUUAAAAUUAAAAAAAAAAACCCGCUGUUUUGCGCUUUCUGUUGGUAAUGUUUAAUAGUUUUGUACAAGAUGCUUUAAAGUUGUGAAGUAGCUAAUUCUUCUGCGAAUUUUCGCCUGCGAUUUUGCUGCCAGUACAGUUCAGGUGAAUCUAAACUAGAGGUUGAGUUGGCUGUUAGAAAAAUCCUUACGUCCUGACUGUUAUAGUGGUCACUUUAAAGAAAGACCGAAGCAGUUGCUGAGAUCCUGAAGUGUGUAGUGUGUUCUCUCAUAUGAAAGCUACUGAGUACCUAUUCCUACGGAGCUGUUUAUUACGUACAUUGAAAUUGUUACUCUUAUCUUUGUAUGAGUCAUGCACACUUAAGUCUUCAUACAAAACGCUUUCCGCCCUUCCUUACCUCUUCCUUUCACCCCCAGUGGUGGCCAAAGUAAAACAAAAAAAAAAUCGCAAAAAUCCCAAAUUUCAUUUUUCAAAUUGCCGAAAGACAAAUAUUAACAUGAGAAAGAACUGUUGGAGAGAUUUCAUUUGAAUGGUCACACCACAUGAUUUCAUCCACAGACUCAAAAGUUACUGAGAACUACAUACUAAAUAAAUAGCACCACUACUGCUGAAGAGGUUUUAUUUGAAUAGUUACACCAUUGGACUUCACCCACAGAUACAAACGUUAAAACCAAAUACUGAAUAAAUAGUACCAUGUGUAAGUGCUGCUGGAGAGCUUUCAUAUGAAUGGUAACACCAUAGGAUUUCAUCCACAGACUCAGGAGUUAGAACUGUGAAAUGGAUACUGAACUUUAUUGCUGGUUUCUGAAUCCUUACUUAUGUUUACGAGAGGUUUUUUUUUUAAACAACAAAAAACAACAACAGAAGGCAAUCUUGUUAAGAUAGCUUCCAGCUCUUAGACAGUGUGUUGUAAUGUUAGACGACUUUAACCAAAUCUCAUCACUUGACAGGAUUUCAGAAAAUUCCACCUGCUCAAGUCACAGCCGACAAGUUAAUGCGGUUCUUCCUUGGCAUAGAUCACAGAGUCAUUCGACAACUACGUAGAAGACAUCGCAGGUCUGCGGACAUACCGACCCAGUCAUUUGCACAGUUCGAUGCGAUCUUCAUUAUAGACUCCUCAGCAUCGAUACGGCCUCAAGACUACAAAAAUACGCUACGGGCUCUGCAGCUACUUACAGGAAAGGCGGACAGAGACAGACGCUACGCGGCCAUUACAUUCUCUUACAACGCCACGGUCCGUUUUAAUUUCACCACGCGCCGUGACACCGUAUAUAAACUACGCAAGAUACCUUUCGAGGCAGGGAAAACGAAUACUCAAGAUGCUCUCGAUAUUUGUCGAAGGGAGCUCAUAUUAAACAGCAACUGCGGCGGUCGGCCUGGGGUAAGAAAGCGUGUUUUAAUUGUCACUGACGGACAGUCAAAUGUGGAUAAAGAAAAAACGCUGUAUCGCGCGUUGCAAAUCAAAGCUAUGGGCACACAAAUCUUCGUGAUAGCCGUUGGCCGCUACCUCAGAGGUAUGUCAGAGAUCGUGGGCCUGGCGAGCUCCACCGACGCCCACCUUUAUCGCGUGCGUGAUGUUCACGGGCUGAUGCGAGUGGUAAGGUUGAUUCCGCCGUGGCACAUCAUGAGAGAGUACUUACAUCACUCUUGGCUGAACGGCAUGUUAGCACGCCCAGUUACACGCUGA